Molecule: messenger RNA, 889 nt
Organism: Heteronotia binoei (common prickly gecko)
Lineage: Eukaryota; Metazoa; Chordata; Lepidosauria; Squamata; Gekkonidae
Product: tektin-4-like
Exons: 4
Coding region: 31-738 (235 amino acids)
Biological process (GO): cilium movement involved in cell motility; cilium assembly
Cellular component (GO): sperm flagellum; microtubule cytoskeleton; nucleus
Source: RefSeq, a predicted model, not a curated record
UUAAACCGAGACCACAAGCAGACCUGCGAGAUGGAUUGGUCCGACAAGCUGGAGACAUACAACAUUGACGAGAAGUGCGGCCGCUACAACAACCAGAGCACCAACAUCCAGUUCCAUCCCAGCUCGUCGAAAUUCGAGGACAGUGCUUCCACACCAGAGACUUGGGCCAAGUACAGCCACGACAACAUCUACCGGGCGGAGCGAGAGAGGCUGGCCUCCAUCAACCUCCGGGCCCUGAUUGACAACAUCCUCCACGACACGUCGGAGGACCUGCGCAUGCAAUGUGACGUGGUGAACGAGGCCUUCGCCAAGCGCUGUGAGGAGAUGGAUGAUGCCAAGCACAAACUGGAGCAUCACUUGAGGAAAACCCUGAAGGAGAUUGGGGAUCAGGAAUACAACAUCGCUGCCCUCAAGCAAGCCAUCAAGGAUAAAGAAGCGCCCCUCAAGGUGGCCCAGACGAGACUUUAUGACCGCUCCUUCCGGCCGAACGUGGAGCUCUGCAGAGACGCUGCUCAGUUCAGGCUGAUCAGUGAAGUGGAAGAACUGACAGAGUCCAUCAAGGCGCUGAAGAAGAAGCUCCUGGACUCGGAACAGUCCCUGCGGAACCUGGAGGACACCCGGAUGAGUUUGGAGAAGGAGAUUGCGGUGAAAACCAACAGCCUCUUCAUCGACCGGCAGAAAUGCAUGGCCCACCGUUCCAGAUACCCCACCGUCCUGAGACUAGCGGGUUACCAGUAGCAGUCGGCGGCGUAGACAUUCGUAACUCCGGAGUCUCAGGAAAUGUAACUCAUUGAUGCUGAUGUGAAUGACAAGCCCAUGAAUCUUUAUGCCCCUUCCACUGUCCCUCCUCCCAUUCCUUGGUUGAAAUAAAGUUCAAAAGCAUUGCAAA